Molecule: messenger RNA, 684 nt
Organism: Dermacentor albipictus
Lineage: Eukaryota; Metazoa; Arthropoda; Arachnida; Ixodida; Ixodidae
Product: NPC1-like intracellular cholesterol transporter 1
Biological process (GO): intestinal cholesterol absorption; cholesterol homeostasis
Cellular component (GO): plasma membrane
Molecular function (GO): cholesterol binding
Source: RefSeq, a predicted model, not a curated record
AUGUCCAGCAGCUGGCUUUUCACCGUCGCUGUAAGCGUCACGCUGGUGUCGUCGGCACUGUCUCAGUGCGUGACGUACGGCUACUGCGGCAAAGACGAGGACUCCGGCAAGCCGCUGCCAUGUGCGGUCAAGCGUGAUCCGGUCCCCAUCGAGAGUAGCAUCCUCAAGGACGCGUGUCCCGCGCUGAUCGAUUCUUCCGGCAAGUCGGUGCCCGCCUGCUGCGACGCGAAGCAGGCGGCGGCGUUCAAGUCUGAGUUGAAGAGCCUCGUAAAACUCGGCGUUAAGAAGACAGGCCCGUGCUUCCGCAACUUCCAAAACCUCGUCUGCCAGGCGUUCUGCUCGCCCAAGCAGUCCGAAUUCGUCGCCAUCAAUGGCACCAGCAGCGAGGGAAGCGGCCAACUCUCGGCCACGGAAUCGGUCUACGCCGUGCACAAGAAGUUCGCCGAAAAAGUGUACGAUUCCUGCAAGGGCGUCCGCACCUACGUCUUCUGGACCAAGCUGAUGUCGUACAUGUGCGGGAAGCACGGCGCCCGUGGCUGCUCGGCCCAGCGCUUCCUCGACUUCGUGGGCUCCACCUCCUCGGAGGGCGGCUACUCGCCCCUCAAGAUCCGCCACGUUCUCACCGAGGGCCCGAUUAUGGUAGCCGGCCAGAAACUGGAGCCUUUCAACCCCAAGUUUCUCUGA